Molecule: messenger RNA, 751 nt
Organism: Centropristis striata (black sea bass)
Lineage: Eukaryota; Metazoa; Chordata; Actinopteri; Perciformes; Serranidae
Gene: mix23
Product: mitochondrial matrix import factor 23
Exons: 5
Coding region: 56-490 (144 amino acids)
Cellular component (GO): mitochondrion; mitochondrial intermembrane space
Source: RefSeq, a predicted model, not a curated record
CACUGUCUUAAACAGUCACCCCGCGCUGUGUCUACAGAGGACCCUGCAGUCCACCAUGGCGGCGCCCGGUGGAACUUUAAACUGUGAGGACUUCUCAAUGUUUCAGGAGGUGCUGAAGGUGAUGCGCACCAUAGACGACCGCAUCGUCCACUCCCUGAACACCACCGUGCCCACAGUCUCCUUCUCGGGCAAAGUGGACGCCACACAAACAUGCAAACAACUCUAUGAAUCUAUGAUGGAGGCCCAUCUGACCAGAGACAAAGCUAUCAAGUCCUGUAUAGCCCAAACAUCUGUGGUGGUGGGACAACUGCGUGAAGAGAGAGCAAAAGACAGCGAGAACUUGGCUCUCAUCAAACAGCUCAGAAAGGAGCAGACCAAAUUAAAGCUCAUGCAGUCAGAGCUGAAUGUUGAAGAGGUCGUCAAUGAUAGAAGUCUGAAGGUGUUCAGAGAAAGGUGCAGAAUCCACUACACGCCUCCGCAGGUGAAGUGAAGCUCCAGGUCUGAUCUAAAAGGAGCUGCUUCACUCGAUGUUUGAAUCCAGACUGGAGCUGAAACUGUGACCUGCUGCUGAGUCCUGACUGCAGGCUGCAGAGCCCCCAGACCACUCUGACCUCUCCUCCAACACACCUAUAUUCCAUUGUGAUCCUUGAAUUGCAUUACCACAGCUGUAACAGUCAUCCAUGUGCUUCUUUAAUGAGAAACAUUGUACAAAAAGAGUUUUUUUAAAAGACAAUGAAAUGUUUUCAAGUGA